Oldenlandia corymbosa var. corymbosa is the source of this 7500-nucleotide messenger RNA. NCBI's taxonomy places the organism in Eukaryota, Viridiplantae, Streptophyta, Magnoliopsida, Gentianales, Rubiaceae. The record is from the annotation of a GenBank genome assembly.
UCCCGACUUCGCGUCCUCACCAUCAAUCUCACCUAAAAACCCCUUUCUAAAACCCUAAACGCAGAGGAAAACCUCAUAUUCAAAACUCUCUCAGAAGCAGAAACCGCGCAAAAAUAUGGGAAAAAAUAAACAGCAGCAGAAGAAGCAAGAGGAGCUCCUCAAAACCCUCGGAGAUUUCACCUGUAAAGAAAAUUGGGAUCAAUUUUUCAGCAUUAGAGGCAGUGAUGAUGCUUUCGAAUGGUACGCUGAGUGGCCGGAGCUCAAAGAUGUUCUUCUGCCCCAUCUAUCCUCGCCGUCACCGUCCAGCAGCAAUGACGAUGGCGGCGGCUCCAGCAGCGGCGGAAAGGCGGCGGAGGAAGUUCAGAUUUUGGUUCCAGGUUGUGGGAAUUCCAAGCUUUCGGAGUACCUUUAUGAUACAGGUUAUAGGAAUAUUACCAACAUUGAUUUUUCCAAAGUUGUGAUUUUGGAUAUGCUGAAGAGGAAUGUGAGGUUGAGGCCUGAAAUGAAAUGGCGGGUUAUGGAUAUGACUAAAAUGCAGUUUGAAAAGGAGACCUUUGAUGUUGUACUUGACAAAGGAGGAUUGGAUGCUUUGAUGGAACCGGAGCUUGGCCCUAAGUUAGGAAAUGAGUAUCUAUCCGAGGUAAAAAGAGUCCUUAAAGAUGGUGGAAAAUUCUUGUGUCUCACAUUGGCUGAAUCUCAUGUAUUAGGUCUACUGUUCCCUAAGUUCCGAUGUGGGUGGAGGUUGCGACUUCAUGUAAUCCCUCCAAAGUCUACUGCAAAGCCUAGCCUACUGACUUUCAUGGUGAUUGCUGAGAAGGAUGACUCUUCUUCUUUCUCACAGAUAUCAUCUUCGAUUGAUCUGCCUUCCUUUGCUAAAAAUGGGAAUCAGGUUCGUGGACUCUAUGAAGUGCUUCAAAGUGAAAAUGAGAUACGGUCAAAAUAUUCCAGCGGUUCUGAUGUAACAUAUUUACUUGAAGAUCUGAAAAUUGCACCUAAAGUGAAUCUAGAAGAGCUUUAUCCAGGUCGUCGGCUCCAGCUCAAGUUAGGUGAUCCUGGUGGUUCCCGUUUCACUUAUAAAGCUAUACUUCUUGAUGCUCCUCAGGAUUCUGGUCCUUUUUCUUAUCACUGCGGAGCUCUUCUCAUUCCCAAGAGUCGAGCUCAUGAGUGGUUAUAUUCUUCAGAGGAAGGUCAAUGGAUGGUUGUUGAGAGCUCAAAGGCUGCUCGUCUAGUGAUGAUUUUACUGGACUCCAGCCACAGUGAUGUUAGCAUGGAUGAAAUCCAGAAAGAUCUUUCCCCACUAGUCAAACAACUGGAACCGGGAGACAACCGUGGAGCUCAAAUUCCGUUUAUGGCUGCAAGUGAUGGGAUCAAGCAACGAAAGAUUGUACAUAAGAUUACAUCACCCUUGACGGGUCCAAUCAUUGUGGAGGAUGUGAUAUAUGAAAAGAAUGAUGAUUAUAUUAGUCGCCUGUCUCCAUCCAAGGAUGUGACAUUUCGGCGCUUGACAUUUGAAAGAAGUGAAGGUAUAAUUCAAUCUGAGGCCCUUCUGGUGAGGGCGGGUUCCCAAGUAACUGAUGAUAUAGGGCAGAAGAAAACACGUCUUUCGAGCAAACCCCGUAAAGGAAAUCAGAGAAAAUCAGAUUUGAUCAUUGACUUGCGAGUUGACCACUCUUACUUGGCAAGUUCAUACCACUCUGGAAUUGUUUCUGGAUUAGCAUUGAUAGCGUCAUAUAUGGGAGAAAUUGCCUCAAAGGGAGAGACGGUUAAAUCUGUAAUAGUAGGGCUGGGAGCAGGAUUGUUGCCAAUGUUUUUGCAUGGCUGCCUACCGUUUCUAAAGAUUGAAGUUGUGGAGUUAGAUUCUGUGGUGCUGGACGUGGCCAGAGAUUAUUUUGGUGUUACAGAAGAUAUGCGUUUGAAGGUACAUGUUACUGAUGGGAUAAAGUAUGUUGGGGACAUUGCAAGUUCUGAGGUCAGUAAUGUCGUAACUGAAGAUAAUGGGACUAAGGACGCUCCCGUCAAGGAAAAAGUAUCUGCUUCUGAUGGAGGCAGCAGUUUAUUACCUGCCGGGAGAGAAAAUCAUAGUAAAAUUGAUUUACUUGUUGUAGACGUGGAUUCUGCCGAUAUCAGGUAAUAUUCUAGGAUUAAAAAGCUAGAUCAUGUUACUAGAAUGAUAUUGUCCCUGGUGAUCUUCCUGCAUUGAGGCUAUUUAUUUUUUCCCCUUUUCUUGUUUGCCAGCUCUGGUUUGACUUGCCCAGCUGCAGAUUUUGUUGAAGAUUCUUUUCUAUUAACUGCCAAAAACACUCUUUCAAGGCAAGGUUUGUUCGUUAUUAAUCUAGUGUCAAGAUCCCCUGCCAUCAAAGAUAUGGUCUUCUCAAGGAUGAAAACGGUAAGAGUUGAAUUGAUGUGGAUUCAUAUAACUGUUAAUUGAUAUUUUAAUGUCGCAUAGGAAUCGCGUUCGUCCUGGUUAGAAGCUUGAUUACAGAAUUUAGUAAUAUACGUCAUAAUCCUGAUCACAUCACAACCCUUUGAGACUCUAGCUAUGUUGUUUACAUUGAAUAUUUUUAGUGAACGGAAUAGAUCGUGAUCUGACCGAAAUUUAGGAGUUUGUCAAUAAAAGAAAGGAGAAAGUUUGAUGAAUUUUAUCUUCCUGGCCCUAGCCUAUUUCCUUCUAUUUAUUGUGUAGUUUUUAUUUUUAGUGUACAUAUAUUUUUGUCCUGUCAUAAAGAAUCUCUCCCUGCCAGAUGGACAUGCAGAUUACUUUGAACCAUAUGAAUCCUGGGGUUUUGUUUGCGUUCUUCUCCUUCUCGUCUAUUACAGUUACAUUGUUAUUUGCAUAACUAGUUUAAGUUGGAGUCUGUGUAAAUGAAAUUGUAUUAGCUGCAUAAAAGCACUGUUGCUGAAUCCACUCUUCUAUUUCCAUUUGCCAUCCUUGGCAAUGAUCAUUCACAUGUAUCUUCAUGUUCUGCAGAUAUUCACUAACCUCUUCUAUCUCGAACUCGAGGAAGAUGUCAAUGUAGUUAUUUUCGCUCUUAACUCAGAAGCUAGCAUCAAGGAUGAUCAACUUCAUGAAGCUUGUCGUGAACUCUCUAGAUUGUUAAUCCUUAAACACGAGGGAUUGCGCAACCAAAUUGUGAAAGAUGCUAGUAAAAUUAAGCGUCUACAGUGACUUGCACCGCAGACCAAACGUAAAACCUGUCCCGGCUACUCUUGGGCGGUCAGGCAGGAGAAUACUGCAUCAGCCCAGGUGUAUCUUCUGCUUUGGCAGGAGAAGUUAGCAAACCCGAUAUUCAGCUUCUUCUUGUGAUAUGUUUCUCGUGAGUGUAUGAUGUUUUCUUAUUCAUUGAUUGUACAAUUUAUUAAGCUCCUCUUACUAAAAUGUUAUAGAAAAAACUGCAAACUAGUGAGAUUGUAUUGAAAACUGAAAAGUUCUAUAAACAACUCUUUCUGGGAAUGAAAAAGGAUAAGAAAUUAGUUUUCUCUUUUUUCCUUUUUCCUCAAUCAGAUGGACCGAUAGGGAUAUGCUUCAAGUCUUCCCUUCAUCAAACAUCAAAAAGAGAAACAGGAAACAAGCAGUUACAAUGAAGCUAAUUGGUUCGAUUAUCUCUCUAUGUAAUCAUCACGAGAUACCAAAAUUUGAAUAGACUCUAAAAUCAAGAGAUAAGUAUGUACAGGUACCGUUAUUUAGACAUAUGGAUCAAGCGUCUUAGGCCGUAGAUAAGUGCUGGAAGACCCCUGUUUCACUCCUGCAACCUUUCGCUGUUUCUGAGCUCUCUUCGUCCUCUCUCUUUCGUUGUUGUUUCUUUCUUCCUCUGCUUGAUCCGAACGCAACUUAUCCAUCUCUUCUUCCAUAGCCGUUUUCUCUUCCUUCUGUCUCUUUUUAUGUUCCAACAUUGAUGUAUCAGAAUCCUUGAUGUAGAAAAACAUACGUCCAAACUCGGCCAACCACUGAGGCUCUACAGCUGUAGCAUUGCGCAUGUAUUCCUUUGUUGUCAAAACUAGCUCAUGAUAAACUAUAUAAUCCGGUGUGUAACCUGAACCAUAAAGAGAACUACUUGAAGGCAAGUGGCAUGGCAUCCCAUUUCUCAAGUUGACAUAUUCCCCAACUCCCUUUUGCUUUGCUGCAUUGUGGAAGUAAGCUGAACAGAUUGCCUUCCUUACGACGUCCCAAUCAGGACCACAAGAAGUAGGAGGGAUUCUCAGCGUCUUCAGAAUGUCCAAAAGUUGUGAUCUUACUUCUCUUGCCUUGCGUAACCCCUUGACUAGCAGAAAAUGGUCAUUGCACCAGUCGCCUCGAUAAUGAUUCGCUUCCCACUGCUUGUAGACAUUGAGAAGAGUGAGGUGAUCAGAUUCAGGAACGAAAAACUUUUCCCUGGCUGCGUCACUCUCCUCUUCCCGGUCUUUAGGUCUAAAGAAAACUGAUGGCACAGAAAGCAUAGACACAAUGGUCAGAACCUCAUUUAUGCAUCCAAGUUCUUCACCAACCAACAUCAUCUUCGCGAGUGGAGGAUCUAACGGGAACUCCACCAUUUUCCUUCCAAGAUCAGUGAGGUCACCCACAUUAUCCAGCGCGCCUAAAACCCACAACUGAUGCAGGGAGUUAAGAAUAUUGUCUUGUGGAGGCGGAUCCAUAAAAUCAAAAUCCAACAGGUAUUUAAUUUUCAGAGACUUGAGCAACAAUACAACAUUGCUGAGAUUAGUCCUCUGAAUCUCUGGCAAAGGACUAGGCAACAUUUCAUUUUGAUAAGCGCUAUCUGUAUAAAGUCGAUAACAAAAGCCUGGACCAGUUCUACCAGCACGCCCUUUACGUUGGUCAGCAGCAGCACGACUAACAGGGAAGACUUGCAGCGCAUCCAUACCCAUACGAGGGUUGUAAACCUUUAUCUUACCAUAGCCGGUGUCUAUGACAUAAUGUAUCCCAUCCACAGUCAAAGAAGUCUCUGCAAUGUUGGUAGCAACAAUGCACUUCCGCGUCCCUUCUUCAGCUUUCUCGAAUAUUUUGGCUUGUAAGUCUGCUGGCAACUGUGAGUACAUUGGAAGAAUCAACAGCUUUCGAACGGCUCUCUUUGAUGAAGCAAUAAGCUGUUCCAUUCGUUCUGCGAGCACAUAACAUGUUGCUUCAACAUCAUCUUGACCAGUCAUGAAAAUGAGAAUGUCCCCUGGCUGGUCAGUUGUGAUGUGAAUAGUCAUAGCCUGUUUGACUGCAGCUUCAACAUAAUCUUCACAGGGGAACUUACUAUACAAUGUUUGUACAGGAAAAGUCCUCCCCGGGAUAUCAAAUACCGGUGCACACCCAAAAAAGUCUGAAAAUUUACCAGCAUUGAGAGUAGCCGAUGUCACAAUAAGCUUAAAAUCAAGGCGUCGCGCAAGAACUUUCUUAAGGAUCCCGAACAGUACAUCAGUACUUAGUGAUCUCUCAUGAGCUUCAUCCAUCACAACAACACGAUAUUUUUCGAGAUCAGAAUCCCUCAGUGUCUCUCGAAGAAGCACACCAUCAGUCAUGUACUUAAUCACAGUAUUUGGACCAGUCACAUCUUCAAAGCGAAUCGCGUAUCCAACUUUAUCACCAAGCUCGGUUUCCAUUUCUUCGCUGACUCUUUUCGCAACACUCGCAGCUGCUACACGUCUUGGCUGUGUACAUCCAACAAUGCUGCCAUUUACAGUGUAUCCAUCCUCAUGCAGAUACUGUGUUAGUUGAGUAGUCUUUCCAGAACCGGUUUCUCCAACAACCACAACAACCUGAUUCUCGCGAAUCACCUGAAGCAACUCGUCACGAACAGAAAAGAUAGGCAAAUACUCCCUUUGCUGCGCAAUUGUUUUGGAUCUCGAAAACUCACUCACUGCUUCCCCCUUCCCCAUGUGCUGCGCGAACCUCGCGUCUUCUUUGAAAUCGACUUCACAUUCUUUCCCAACUACUGCUGUAUCUGCAUCAAUCUGUUCUGCUGUCUUUUCAACACCCAAAAUGUCACCAAGUUUUGAACCAGCAAGCUCCCAAAACCGCUCCCUCGAUUUAUUCAAGCUUUGCUUUUCAUGAACUUCGCAAACUAACGUAGAUCCUUUUCGCGAUAUAACGGCCAUAUCUGAUGUAGGAUUUUUGAUUGGCAAAAGUGGUUCAGCUUGCUUUGAGAAAACAAUACUCCCAUCAAGAAAAGGAGGCUUUACAUCAUGAACAAGCAGAACAUAUUUCCUCUCUUCUUCAUCGUCGAAUUCAGUCUGCAAUUCGGUACUCUUAACAAUUCCAGAUCUCUUCAGUUGCUCAUCUUCCCAACGAGCAUUAUCCACGAAACGUUGUGAAGAUUUUUUGCUCUGAGCAAGUGUCAUCUUGCUUCCAUCUCUCCUAUCAAAUCUUUUAUUCUUCUCCAAAAACUCUGUUUUCUUGAAAGAUUCCUCUGCAGCUAGGAAAUAACCGGAAUCAUCAACAAAAAUUGAAGCAGCGCCACCGUCUUCCUCCCAAUCAUACCAGGAACGAUCAGGAAUGUACUCCAUCCCUAAUCUCAUACUUUCCGAUAUCUCCACAUUUUUAUUGUCACUCGUGACAUCUUUUUUCCCAUUUUCAACCAACUGUGAAGGGCCACUGGUGGAUUUUCUUCUACUGUGAUAACUCGAUGACGACGAGAAGAAUGUGGAUGAUCCUGAUGCUCGUAUCGGAGUUGUUAGAGGAGCAAUUGAGUCCCAAGGAGAAUUGGAGGGUUGAAUAUGAUGUCUGCUAUCCUUCAAUUCCGAUCUAAACUCUUCAUGUCUUCUUCUUCUUUUACUUCCUCUGUAUCUAUCAGUAUACUCCCUCUGAUCAUGACCUUGGGAGGAUUUCCGGCGAUGAUCAUCAGAAUCACGUGACACUGAAGAUUGACUAUAAUUUCCAUCUGGGUAUGACGAAUCAUGAUGAAUACUUGCAUUCUCACGGUGGUUGUUGUUCCGAAUGGUGAAAUUCCGUUGAACCCUUUUCACAUUGUUUGAAACUUCAUCAUCAGACUCAUUUGAUGGCAUAAUUUCUUCUUCGUCAUUCAAAGAUGAUGCCAAAACGGAAGCAACAACUUUUUGUUUUGGUGGGUUCAUCAUCUUCUUCUUCAAUGAGGCAUCGGAUCGUUGUGAUUUCCUCCCGGCCGCCGCCGGCGGCCUGAACAGAACUCUGUCUUUGACCGGAAUUGUUAACCCUCCAACACCGGAGUUUUCAGGGAUGUCUAAAAUAUCAGUCAUCUUGUCAAAAGCAAUAGUAGAUCCACCAUAAUCGGCCUGCAUAACUGCUAAUUCAGUGGAAGAAAAAAAGGGAAUCUGAGCCCUUCAGUAUGAGAAACCCUGGAGGAAAAAAGAGAUCAGGUUGUAUUUUUUUUUCAAAAAAAAAAAAGGACUAUGUCGGAUUGUGCUCGGAGCCGGAAUAUGAUCUUGCCACCUCGAUGUCGGUUUUGAGGAAACUAAAAGGUUUGGGAUUUAGGUUAAGGCUUAUUAGGUUUUCCUCUUCUUUUUUUUUAAUGACAAUAAUCUGGUUGACUAAACAGUUCAUAAAUA